AUGAUUUCCUUCUAUUGCCUCAACAACCACUGGGCGGGCGCAAAGCUCCUCGCGCAAGCGGCGGAAGCGGGGCACGGCGCGGCGAUGUACUCGCUGGCAAUAAUCAACUUCCACGGCAGCGGCGGCGCGGCGGACGACGCGAAUCCCGAGGUCGGCGUGGAGCUGAGCUGGCGCGCUGCGCGGCUCGGGUUCCUCCCCGCGUUACAGGAACUCGGGCAUUGCUUCUUAGACGGAUACGGCGUCGCGCAAAGGACGUCCUUAGGGCAGCUGCUGCUACAGCACGCGGCGGCGGGGCUGGCGGAAGCGGACAGACGGGGAAGCGCAAAGGCCAAGGCGCGCUCCGCGCCCGUUUCCCCCGCGUGCGCGGAAGCAGGAGCAGCGGGAAGCGGAGGCCGAGUGGCACAGGGGCAGGCGCAGGUUGCGCAAGCGGGAACGCGGAAUUCGCAGCAGCAGCAGCCGCAACCGCAGCAGCGGGAGCUCCGCCGCAUUCCGCGCUCGCGCAGCUGGCCGCAGUGCCAUGUUUCUUCCCCCGGCGGCGAAGUCUCGGCCUCCGCCCGCGCGCGCGUGUGCGCGAGAGGUGACUGUAACGCGAGGGGUGACUGUAACGAAGCGUGCGGCAGGGGGAUGCUGCGAGGCGCUGACGCUGGAGGCGCGAGGCUUAGGGGGGAUGUGACUGUAGAGGGCAGGGGGAACGGUGGCGCUAGAGGCGCGGGGGAAGGAAAGGACGAGAGGGAGAUCAACGGUCGCGAUGACGCGCAAGGGGAGGAGCGGCAGAUGCUUAGAGAGGCGGAAAGUGCACGAGCUCCAUCCGAACCAGGGGUUGAUCGAACCAUGGUUUUCUCACUCUGUUCUGAGGAGGAAGAGAGAGAGGAGGGGCAAGAGGGGCAGAAGCGGCAGGGGGCGGAAGGGGAGGAAGACGCAAUGGGAAUGUUGCUGCUGCUAGAAGAGAUGGCGGGGGAGAGAGGCGUGGAGGGAGCAGAGAGCAAGCGGGAGAGCGAGCUGGAAAACCAAGGGUUUGAGGCUUUCCCGUUGUCCCUGAACUGUCCCUCUCGCCGCCUUCGCCUGUCUGUGAAUCAGCAGACGCAAUUGCUUCUUCUGCUGCUGCUGCUGCAGGUGCUCUAG
Molecule: messenger RNA, 1122 nt
Organism: Closterium sp. Naga37s-1
Lineage: Eukaryota; Viridiplantae; Streptophyta; Zygnematophyceae; Desmidiales; Closteriaceae
Source: the annotation of a GenBank genome assembly